GAAUAACCAAUCUAACUUAGAUUCAUCAACUGGUGAUACAAAUAUAAUACAGAAAACAGAUACCAACUCAAUAGCGUAUUCCCCUCCUGGAAUAUCAACAAUUACACACUUAAACAAUUCAACAGGAUAUAGUUAG
Messenger RNA from Acaulospora colombiana, 136 nucleotides. The record is from the annotation of a GenBank genome assembly. NCBI's taxonomy places the organism in Eukaryota, Fungi, Glomeromycota, Glomeromycetes, Diversisporales, Acaulosporaceae.